AUGUUCGCUAGAUUCGUCGUCCCAACCCGUGCAUCUGCUGCCAGGUUUGCAGCUACACAGUACCGCUUUGCAUCCACCAAGUCUCUUCGCGACACCCUCAAGGAUAUCAUCCCCGCAAAGCAGGAACAGCUCAAGAAACUCAAAACCGAGCACGGCCAGACUGUCGUUGGCGAUGUCAAAGUCGAGAACAUCAUUGGGGGUAUGAGAGGCUUGAAGGCCAUGCUCUGGGACGCCUCCGUCUUGGAUCCCAUUGAGGGCAUUCGGUUCCAUGGACUCUCCAUCCCAGACUGCCAAAAGGUUCUUCCCCCUGCCCCUGGUGGCAAGGAGAUCAUUCCCGAGAGUAUGCUCUGGCUCCUCCUCACCGGCCAAGUCCCUACCUCGGAGCAAACUCGCCAGCUCUCCCGCGAAUUGGCUGAGAAGGGUGACCUCCCUAAAUUUGUUGAGCAACUUGUUGAUGAGCUCCCCAAGACCCUCCACCCCAUGACCCAGCUCGGCAUUGGUGUCGCUGCCCUGAACCACGACAGUGCGUUCCAGGCUGCCUACGAAAAGGGAAUGAAGAAGACCGAGUACUGGGCACCUACCCUCGAGGACUGCCUUAACCUCAUCGCCCGACUCCCUGCCUUGGCUGCCCGUAUCUACCGAAACGUCUACAAGCCCGGCACUGAGCUCCCUGCUAUCAACAAGGACCUCGACCUUGUCGGCAACUACACGAACAUGCUUGGUUACGGCUCGAACCAAAACCUCACCGAGUACCUCCGAUUGUACAUUGCUUUGCACGGUGACCACGAGGGUGGCAAUGCUUCUGCACACACUGCUCAUCUCGUCGGCUCCACCCUCUCCGAUCCUUACCUCUCGUACUCUGCUGCACUCUUUGCUCUCGCUGGACCCCUUCACGGUUUGGCCAACCAGGAAGUCUUGAGGUGGCAAUUGGCCAUGCAACAGGAGCUCGGCGACAAGAUCACGCAUGAUGAUAUCCGUGACUACCUCUGGAAGACGCUCAAGAGCGGACAAGUCGUUCCUGGAUAUGGACAUGGUGUUCUCCGAAACCCCGAUCCUCGAUUCAUUGCUUUGCAAGAGUUCUGCCAGGCGCGACCUGAGCUCAAGGAGAGCCCCAUCGUGCAGUUGGUGAACAAGACGUUUGAGGUUGCGCCUGAUGUCUUGAAGGAGCACGGAAAGACCAAGAACCCUUACCCCAACGUUGAUGCUACUUCUGGUUGCGUCCUCUACCACUACGGCUUGACGGAGUUCAAGUACUACACGGUCAUCUUUGGUGUUUCAAGGGCUUUGGGUGCCCUCACUCAACUCGUCUGGGCUCGUGCUCUUGGCCUCCCCAUCGAGCGACCCAAGUCGCUCUCGCUCGAUGCUUUGGAGGAGCUCAUCAAGAACCAAAAGCAAUGA
Coprinopsis cinerea okayama7#130 is the source of this 1398-nucleotide messenger RNA. RefSeq names its product citrate synthase. NCBI's taxonomy places the organism in Eukaryota, Fungi, Basidiomycota, Agaricomycetes, Agaricales, Psathyrellaceae. The transcript is spliced from 13 exons. Bases 1 to 1398 code for a protein of 465 amino acids. Gene Ontology annotation, biological process: citrate metabolic process; tricarboxylic acid cycle; carbohydrate metabolic process. The record is from RefSeq and is a predicted model, not a curated record. Gene Ontology annotation, cellular component: mitochondrial matrix.